Portunus trituberculatus (swimming crab) is the source of this 1648-nucleotide messenger RNA. RefSeq lists its product as uncharacterized. The record is from RefSeq and is a predicted model, not a curated record. The transcript has 5 exons. Lineage: Eukaryota; Metazoa; Arthropoda; Malacostraca; Decapoda; Portunidae. The coding region runs from base 92 to 955 and encodes 287 amino acids.
CUCCUCCUCCUCCUCCUUUUCCUCUCCUCCUUCUCUUCCUCCUAUUCCUGCUCCAUUCUCUAUCUCUCGCAAAGGUCUUCCUCCUGUUUCAAUGGCGGCAUCCUCCUCCUCCUCCUCCUCCUCCUCCUCCUCCUCUUCCUUAUCUUCCUCUCCUCCUCCUCCUAUUCCUCCUCCAUCCUCUAUCUCUCACGAAGGUGAUCCUCCUGUUUCAAUGGUAUCCUCCUCCUCCUCCUUCAGGAUUGUCAUCGAUGCCAACAAAAUUCCAGCGGAAAUUAUAACGUGUAAAGGUAAGAAGCUUCGGGCAGGUGAGUCAGCAGUAAUCCGAGUGAAAUAUUACAUUGUGGCCGCUACUCUUGCCAAGCUGACCAAGAAUACCACCAAAGGAUCGGAAACUCAGAAGGGCGCCACAGUCUCCCUCUACUCAAAAUUCAUCUUCAACUCGACACAAAAAUGCAUCAAGAUCAAUAAUGAAACAAAAGGCGUUCAUGAUGAUAAUUGCCUGUCCCCUUCACCCACGCCCACGGUCACCCACGCCCACUCACGCCCACACAACGCCUCCAUCCCGCCCACCCACGCCCCUGGAACCAAUGAUACGGACGAGAGUGAAGAGGAAGAAGAGGAAAUAAGUGGUUUUGUUGAAGUUUCAGUGGGGACAGAUGUGGUGAUUCAUGUCCAGCACGAGUGGAAGAAAUCCUUAUUGGACAUCUUUCCCAUGUGGCAACUACUGGCGAUACUUUUUGGCGCCAUUAUGCUCUUCAUUGUCAUAGUGGCCAUCAUCUGGAAGCUGGGCUUCUUCAAGAGAAACAAGAUCACCGUGGAACAAAGAAGGGAGCUGAGGGAGAGCAUAAGAAAAAGAAGCCAAAGAAAAAGCGAAAGAAGGAAUGAAGGAAAUGAACAAAAGGAACAAGAAAACAAUAUAGGAAGUAACUUUGGCAAUGUGUUUAUAGUAGAAUGAUGAUGAUGAUGAUGAUGAUGAUAAUGAAUGAUGAUGAUGAUGAAUGAUAUGUUUCCACUUGUUUGAUUUUGUUUUUUUUUCUUUUCUUUUUUUUUUUCUACUUUGUGUGUGCUUUGUGCUUUUUUGAUAUUGUAGUGGUAAUAAUGUUAAAUUUAGCUCAUAUAUGCAUGGCUUACAGGUUAGUGCUUCAGAGAGAGAGAGAGAGAGAGAGAGAGAGAGAGAGAGAGAGAGAGAGAGAGAGAGAGAGAGAGAGAGAGAGAGAGUGAAUGUGCGUGUAGUAAUAAUAAUAAUAAUAAUAAUAAUAAUAAUAAUAAUAAUAAUAAUAAUAAUAAUAAUAAUAAUAAUAAUAGUUAAAAGCGUGAUAUUUCAAGUUUCAAGUGUGUUUUUCCAAUGUGACAGCAAUAUCUAUGUUAAAUUAAUUACUAAGAUACAUAUUUCACCCCUUCAGUACCAUGACCCUUUUUCAUAUUUGCUCUGGUUACUAUUUGGUGAUUUUAUACAGCUUCACAAACUCAUGUGGGGGAUUAAAAUAGUGAAGACUGAGGCCAUUAAUCUUCUGACCUCCAUAGACCCUUGCUAAUGUCAAUAAAAUGGUCUAAUGGUACACAAAUCUCAAGGUAAAAAUGUGUCCCAGUACUGAAGGGGUUAACUAUAAAAUGUUAGCUCAAAUAGUGAAUAAAGGGUUUUAAACUA